This is a messenger RNA of Tauraco erythrolophus (red-crested turaco), 2091 nucleotides long. NCBI's taxonomy places the organism in Eukaryota, Metazoa, Chordata, Aves, Musophagiformes, Musophagidae. The record is from RefSeq and is a predicted model, not a curated record.
AUGAGUUGCAGAAGCUACAUAGGGCAGAAAUUACAGCUGCCUGGUGCCCUUUCUGCUAAUGAACAGAUUUUUCCUGGACGCUUUUUCCAUCCUGAGAUGAAAAAUGAUUAUACAGAUUGCAGUCAAGCAAAAGCUCUAGUUUAUGUACCUCUUGAUGUGGAUGAUACACUGAAAUGUUUUAGAGAAGCUCUACAAAAAUCUAAAUAUCACAGCAGAGCACUGAGACACAGCAGAAAACUACUUUCAUUAUUUCUUGCACACACACAAGGAAUCCUUGAAAUAAACAGUCAGAGAGACCUCAAGGUUCAAGCUCUACAUGAACUUGGAAAUCUUCACUUUUAUGCUGGAAACAAAAGAAACUGUGUUUCGGCUUUUGACCUAAUCAGAAUUAGUUAUAACUCUGGCAAUAAAGGUAAAAUGAAGCGAGCCUUAUCUUCCACUUUGGAAAAUGUCAGCAAUAUGAUGAAUACGUUUUUUAUGUAUUACAGAGCUGCUUUUAAAUAUUGGUGUCAAGCCCUUGAUGAAACACUCAACAUUGCUGAUGCUCUUAACAACUGGCAAGAGCUAGGUUUUCCAAAAAAUGCUACAGACUGCUUUGCAGUUGGAAGAUUGACUGAUAUUAGUCAGAAAUUUCUUUCUCAGGCUGGAGUUUGGGGAUGCUUACAUGCAGCAGUCUUAGUAGCUAAGAUAGCUCAGUAUAUAACAACAUCAAAGAUGAAAUUAAGAACUAAAUACUGCUAUAUUUCUGCUAUGUUUUUUAAGACCCUGUUUAGAGCUUCUCUUCCACAUCCUACAUCUGACUGUGACUUUGCACAAUAUGAAACAAAUAUGCUUAUUCCUGGUAUCGACUUGUUCUCUGAUCGCUACAGAGCUGAUAUCUCUACGGUAGUUGCAAGCCUGGAUUUCAUUAUGUUUGAGCUACAUUGUGCAAAACAAAAUCUAAUAAUUUUACCAUUGUUCACAUUAUACCAGUACUUUGUUUCUGAGAUUUGUAAGGACGCAGCUAAAUGUAUUGAAGGAAGAAUCUUCAAGAUUAAAGUACUUACAGAUAUAGGAUUUUUUACAGAGGCCUUUCAUGAACUGUCUUUCCUUAAUUGUGGAGAGAGAAUUCCAUGGAAAAUACCUGCAGGAUACAGAAAAAUAGACCAAAUGAAGGCCUUACAGAAAUUUGACUCUUCAAAAUCGCUCCUGACUGUUACAAAUUUACAGGUACUGGAAGACGUAUUUAAUUGGAGUCUGUCUUUAACAAUGGUACCACUGUGCAACCAACAAAUUAUGAAAAAAUUAACCUUAGCCAAAAUGCAUUUCAUCAUUUGCCUUUCUGCCACAAUCAAUAAUAUACCUGAAAAAGUGGAAAAACAUGUCUAUUCUGUUGAUAUCAACAGCUUGGAGGAGCCAAGCAGAAUUACAGCAUCAAAUGUAAAAGUUGAUGCUGAUGAGAAUUCAAGACAACAGGAACAAAGAGGCACAAUGAUGCAGCUUGUUGCCUGUAAAGACGAAUUAAAUAUGGCCAUGUUGAAGGGGAUUUUAUUGACAGAAGCUGAAGAAAGUCUUAGCUAUCUUGUACGGAACAUACAGGACAAAUACGAUGGGGAGAUAUCUUUGUGUUCUGCUGAAGAUUUAGAGGCUCUUAUUGAGGCCAAACUUCAGCUUGCUGCUAUUUCUCAGCAAAGGCAUCAGGCAGCUUUCAAUGUUGCUUUGGCUUUCUCUGCAAUUCGAAUUCUCCAAGAUGCAAAAAUUUUUAGGAUGGAAGUGACACGUUUUCAAGAAGAAAAGGAUGAAAGGGGGUGUUCGGUCUCUUAUAUUGAAGAUGUUCGACUGCCUCACAGUAUAACAGCACAAGAUCAUAUUAAUGUACAUCUGUGGCUAAGAUGUCGUACAAUGUUAGUGACUGCGCUAGUAACGCAGAUACAUGGUGUUCGUAAUGUGGAAGAAAAUGAUGUGGCUGAACGCAGAAGUGUGAUAAAAGAAGUAAUACUGGAGGCAGAAGCCUUUGGUGAUAUUUUGACUCAGGCUGAAAUGAUGGUGCAAGCUGCUAUUCUUGACCUGCAAGAAAAACGUCCCGUGGCAGGCAUUAAACUUCUUUUGCAG